Erpetoichthys calabaricus (reedfish) is the source of this 429-nucleotide messenger RNA. Its product is annotated as fibrocystin-L-like. The record is from RefSeq and is a predicted model, not a curated record. Lineage: Eukaryota; Metazoa; Chordata; Cladistia; Polypteriformes; Polypteridae. The coding region runs from base 1 to 429 and encodes 142 amino acids. The transcript has 4 exons.
AUGGAUUAUGGGGUGUUGGACCUCAAGGAUUACAUUUUGACAGGCACGGGAUUGAGCCAGGGCUGUGACGUGACAGUUUACAAUGGCAAUAAUUUGGUGACGUUGUCAAAUGCCUUCACUUACACAUCUUCACUGACCCCUGUGGUUACUGCCGUGACUCCAAGAAGAGGUGGCACUGGAGGCGGCACAAAGCUCACCAUCACUGGCUCUGGAUUCGGUUCUGACAUUGAUAACGUCAUGGUCACUAUCGCCAGAACACCCUGUAAUGUAACAUACGUAAAUGAAAUGGAGAUCAUCUGCAUCACCGAUGCCCAACCCCAGUCUCAGAGAACCAAAGUUAAGGUGAAUGUUGGCGGCACAGGAAUUGCAAAACUGAUGUCCACCAGUCCUUGUCCUCCUGCACUCCUGGGCAAGUACAAAACACCUUGA